GCAAACAUGCUGAAGACAUAUUUGGUGAAUUGUUUAAUGAGGCCAACAGCUUCUACAUCAGAGCAAACUCCCUUCAAGACAGAAUUGAUCGGCUUGCUGUCAAAGUUACCCAGCUGGAUUCAACGGUAGAAGAGGUAUCCUUACAGGAUAUCAACAUGAAAAAAGCAUUCAAGAGCUCAACAAUUCAAGAUCAGCAGGUGGUUUCGAAGAACAGCAUUCCUAACCCGGUGGCUGAUAUUUAUAAUCAGAGUGACAAGCCACCACCUCUGAAUAUUCUUUCACCUUACAGGGAUGAUAAGAAAGAUGGAUUGAAGUUCUAUACUGAUCCAUCCUAUUUUUUUGAUCUUUGGAAAGAAAAAAUGUUACAAGAUACUGAAGAUAAGCGAAAAGAAAAGAGGAGACAAAAGGAGCAAAAGCGUAUAGAUGGCACCACCCGUGAGGUGAAAAAGGUUAGAAAAGCCAGGAACAGACGCCAGGAGUGGAAUAUGAUGGCAUAUGACAAAGAGCUUAGACCUGACAACAGGUUGUCUCAAAGUGUGUACCAUGGAGCAUCUUCCGAGGGAUCACUGUCCCCAGAUACUAGGUCCCAUGCAUCUGAUGUUACAGAUUAUUCUUAUCCUGCUACUCCGAAUCAUUCCCUCCAUCAGCAGAUAGCAAUGCCUUCAUAUGGAACAGGAGAUGGUCCACAGUACAUGGCAGCAUCUCAAAGCCAUGAGCAUGAAUACAGACCACCUUCCACCACUGUACGACAUGCUACUUUAAACAGACCUCAGCAACCACCUCCACCUCCACCCCAGCCUUCAGAUGGCCAACAUAGCUCAGUACCUGUGGUACCAGCAGAAUAUGGGAUGCUUCCAGCUCAGAUGGUGGAUUAUUACAAUCCUACAGGUCCUCCCCCUCCUCCCCCUCCCCCUGUGAUACCUUCAGCACAAACUGCGUUUGUUAGUCCCCUUCAGCUUCCCGUGCCACCUUCCCAUUCUGGACUGGUGACUGGCUCUACGUAUGCCGCUGCUCAUCCUUCUCCUUCUAGUGCGCUUGUUGUCACUGCACCUCCUCCUCCCGGCCCACCUCCCCCUCCUCCUGGCCCUCCUGCUACAGGUUCAUCCCUCUCUUCCUCCCCAAUGCAUGUUCCCCCCGCCAUGGAGGCAAAACGUCACGAGCCUGCGCAGCCGCCAAUAAGUGAUGCGCGCAGCGACCUUCUUGCUGCCAUUCGAAUGGGAAUCCAGCUGAAAAAGGUGCAGGAGCAACGUGAGCAAGAAGCAAAGCGAGAGCCUGUUGGAAAUGAUGUGGCAACCAUCCUUUCAAGACGCAUUGCCGUGGAAUACAGUGAUUCCGAUGAUGAUUCUGAGUUUGAUGAGAACGAUUGGUCGGAUUAAACCUGACCCUGAGCCCAGCGGCGAGUUCCCGAAAUACUUGGCUUCAGCGAUUUGCUUUCUUAGCGAGAUGUAAAGCAGGACGUUGCCGUGUAUUCAGGCAUCCAAGUGCUGAAACUGAAUGGGUGUUACUCAGAAUGCUGUAGCUUAGCAACUCCGGUAAUAACGACGUGAUUAUGCUUAUGCAGAUCAGAAACUUGUCUUACUUUCAGUAUUUACCGCGUAAUACUUAAGUGCCACUAAAUGUAGCAAAUCAUGUGCUGCGUGCAAAAGAUGCUGCAGUUGUUGCACUGUUACAGAACCAGCAUUUUCUUUUACUCUCCUGAUCUUGAAGGGAUAAAAUAUAUUUUUUU
Molecule: messenger RNA, 1726 nt
Organism: Eurypyga helias (sunbittern)
Lineage: Eukaryota; Metazoa; Chordata; Aves; Eurypygiformes; Eurypygidae
Gene: WASF3
Product: WAS protein family, member 3
Exons: 7
Biological process (GO): positive regulation of Arp2/3 complex-mediated actin nucleation; actin cytoskeleton organization
Cellular component (GO): cytoskeleton; SCAR complex
Molecular function (GO): actin binding; protein kinase A regulatory subunit binding; Arp2/3 complex binding
Source: RefSeq, a predicted model, not a curated record